ACGCGGGGCGGGGCGCAGCCGGCGCGGACAGAGGCCGCCCCCCCGCCCGCUCCGCGCCCGCCGUCGGUGCCGGUGAAGGCGGCGGUGGCGGUGCCGCCGGCUCCCGCCGCCCCCCUGGCCCCGGCCCCGCGUCCCUAUGGCCGGGCAGGAGUGGGACUGGUUCCAGCGCGAGGAGCUCAUCGGGCACAUCAGCGACAUCCGAGUGCAGAACCUCCAAGUUGAACGUGAAAAUGUGCAGAAGAGGACUUUUACCAGAUGGAUAAACCUGCAUUUGGGAAAGUGCAAGCCUCCUUUGAAAGUGAAAGACUUGUUCAUUGAUAUACAAGAUGGCAAAAUCUUGAUGGCGCUCCUGGAAGUCCUGUCAGGACAAAAGCUGAUGCAUGAAUACAAAUCUUCAACCCAUCGCAUUUUUCGUUUGAACAACAUAGCAAAAGCACUUAAGUUCUUGGAGGACAGUAAUGUAAAGCUUGUUAGCAUUGAUGCAGCAGAAAUAGCAGAUGGAAAUUCCUCUCUGGUACUUGGACUAAUAUGGAAUAUAAUCUUGUUUUUCCAGAUUAAGGAGCUUACAGGCAACCUCAACAGGAACUCCUCCUCUUCCAGCCUGUCCUCUGGGCCCAGUGGUCCAGAAUCAGAUACAUCCCCCAGCACUCCCAGCGUGGAGAGAAACAUGUCCAUUACAGUGAAGGAUCAGCGGAAAGCCAUCAGGGCCCUUCUAAUCUGGGUUCAGAGGAAAACCAGAAAGUAUGGCGUUGCAGUCCAGGACUUUACAAGUAGUUGGAGGAGUGGCCUUGCUUUCUUAGCCGUCAUAAAAGCCAUAGAUUGUACUUUGGUAGACAUGAAGCAUGCACUGGAGAAAUCAGCCCGAGAAAACCUGGAGGAUGCUUUCAGCAUAGCACAGAAUAAACUGGGCGUCCCUCGGCUCCUCGAACCAGAAGAUAUCAUGGUGGAGUCACCCGAUGAACAGUCAAUUGUGACAUAUGUGGCACAAUUCCUGGAGCACUUCCCAGAGCUGGAAGGGGAAGACUUUACAGAUCCUGACAAGGAGCUUCCAGUUGAGUCCACUUAUGUCCACAUCAAAGACACACCGUCAGAAAAGGAAAGCAAAAUCUUGAUUUUAAGUGAAAGUGAAGAAAACAUGUAUAUUGUUAAUCAUGAGAGGAGUCAUCCGGCUCCUCCAAAGGUCCAUAUUCAUGAUAUCGCUGAGAGAAUCCCAUCAGAAACCACUUCUGAAAAUUGUAAUGGGAAACUGAGUCAAGCAUUAGACGAUUUACAGGGAAUGUCUGAAGAGGAGCCUCAAAGGCCUACCUCACUGAAAAUUACAGGACCUGUCAGUUUUGAAUCCAACUCCUCUUGGGAGGUUCUAAAUGACAAAUUCACGCCAGGUGAAGGGAGCAUCUCUGAUGAUGCACUGAAACAGAAUGAUGACCUUUCUCCAGCUGUUCAGACAGAUCAGAAAAAUUCUGUUGACUCCUUUGAAGAAUACUCUGAAGAAUUAACUAAGGAAACCCCUACUGAAUAUGACAAUGAAACCAAGAGCCUUUCAGCCAAUACUUCUUCUUUGAGUCCAUUAUCCUGGACGUCAGGUAUACUUACAGACGAUUCUAUUAAUAAAGUCGAAGAGAGCAAACCCCAGUCUUCAAUUCUUUUACCAGAAGAUACAUCAAAACAAGAAGAUACGCAGAAGUACGUUCUCCACCUUCUAAAUGAGGAAAUACAGACACUUCCACAAGAUGAACAUACAAAGGAAUCACCUGUCCUUGAGACAGUAGAAACAAACCCUUGUUCACCAAAUGGUUCUAAUCUCGAAAGCCAAGAACUAUCUACACAGCAGGAGACAUCUGAUGACUCUCUCUCAGAUGUACCUAAAACUCCAGAGGACCUGGACAGCUGUGAUGAAGUUGAGUCUGCAGCUGAAGUGCUCCCCACUUCUUCGAAAGUAUCCGUGAUACCCCACGAUCUCUUUUAUUAUCCACAUUAUAAUGUUCCCAUAUCAGCAGUUCUGAACGCUUACCUCGAGCCUUGUAUCGAAGGUUAUGAUACAGGAAGUGAAAAAGCUUCUUCUGAAACAGUGACAGAUGUUUUACAUGACAAGAACUUACCAGAACAGGACCACAAGGAAGAUGCUCCAGAGCCAGACUUGGAGAACAAGCUAGGUACCCCUCCAUCAGAAACAGAUACUGAGAACAGCGAGGAAGAAACUACAAAAACAAGCAGUCACGUGAAUUCUUCUGAUGAAAAAGAAGUGCCAUUACUAGUAGAAGAGAAAGACGUGUCAUUACUAGUAGAAGAGAAAGACGUGUCAUUACUAGUAGAAGAGAAAGACGUGUCAUUACUAGUAGAAGAGAAAGAAGUGCCAUUACUAGUAGAAGAGAAAGACGUGUCAUUACUAGUAGAAGAGAAAGACGUGUCAUUACUAGUAGAAGAGAAAGAAGUACCAUUACUAGUAGAAGAGAAAGAAGUACCAUUACUAGUAGAAGAGAAAGAAGUGCCAUUACUAGUAGAAGAGCAAGAAGUGCCAUUACUAGUAGAAGAGAAAGAAGUACCAUUACUAGUAGAAGAGAAAGAAGUACCAUUACUAGUAGAAGAGAUAGAAGAAGAUGGCAAUAAGGGCACCAACCAUGAAGAUUCCGCUAUUUCACAACAUCCUGAGGCCAUAGCAGAACCUCUAGAGGAUUUACCAAUAGCCAUAAAGACACCAGAAGAAAACAGUAAUAGGGAGGAGGAAGAGGAAAAUAUGAUUGAAGAAGAUUUGCAGAUCUCAGAAGUUGAGACUACUACUCUGUCACAAGAUGACCUGGAAGAAAAUGCUGAAUUCCAGGAAUUUACCAGAGGCAAUGACAGUGAUGCCAACAUUCAUCUCCGAAAAAGAUUUUCUCGUAAUGCUUCUGAGGAGGAAACCUAUGGUGUAAAUGAGGAGAAGAUGACAGAGAUGGGUGAAAAUCCAUUAUUCACUGGGAAGAAAAAGGACUUGGAAGCAAGCGAGACUCCGGCAGCAACUCAUGAGAUAACGAUUUUUGAGCAGCCAGAGCUAUUCUACUUUGUCAUUUUCUUCUGGGUGCUGGUCUACUGCCUUUUACUCCUUCCACAGCUUCUUAGCAACAAAGUUUAAUCUGUGUGAGGUGUGGAAAAUAAAGGGAUGGUGGCUGGAUUGCUUUGUGUAUCUGCAUAUGAAUAUGUUCCUUCAGGUGAAACACAAACAGAAAUCCAGGACCUGGUAUUUGUGUUUAUUAUCAGGUUGUCUUCAAUUCCGCUACUGUUGUGCUAUGACAGUGUCAAAGCACGUUUUAUAUUAUGGUAAUUGUGUAAAUAUAUAUAAAAAUUAUCUGAUUUAGUAGAUGCAAUUUUGUACAUUUGUGCCUUGCUUUAUAAGAUGCUAAAUAAAACCAGAUAAUUAUCAGUAGAAGUAUGAACAAUUCAGAGCUCUAGUCUUCAAAAAUUAUUCUUCUGGCUUCAUUUUCUUAUGUAGGGCCUGACAGCUGUGGAAGAGGGAUAGUGUUGAGUUACCUCUGGAUCUGACCCCCUGCAAGGGCAAGGCUAGAAAUGCUUCUCCACAUUUUCCAUUUGAAAGAGCUGGAGGCAGAGCAGAGCUACAGGAAGUGAACACACACCAAGAAUUAAUUACAGUUCCAGCAGCACAUCCAGUGGAGCAACAAAAUCAGGUUGAGGGUUUUUUGGGAUAGGGAAGUUUGAUUUUUUUUUUAGGAUUUAAAGUAAUUUUUAUCCUGCACCUUUUGGUAUGUUUGAUUUGCAGGAAUAAAUUGGGUAUGGAGAUGUGUAAAGAACGUACAUGCUAGCUGCUUCUUAGGAGACUUUUAUGGGAAAUCUCAGGCCAGAAACUAAAGGUUUUUAAAAGUACCUCAGUCCACUGAGUCUGCUUCAAUUUCUUUGCUGCUUUUAUUUACAGAAGAUUUCUUUCUUUUGCAGAUACAAAAAAUAAUAGGUAACCAGCUUUGCUGAGGCUACUGUUAAGGCACUAGGGUAUGGUAAAAGAACUAGAAAUAUCUUUUAAGUGUCCAAUUCAAUUGAGAAAGAAAUGACAGAUGUAAAACUAAAUACAGAGAAAUCCUGACAACCAGUAUUGACUUCCUAGCGCAACUGAAGAGAUUCCUGUGGCUUAUCCACGGGCACAGUCGAGCUGCUUCUGCCUCUUUUAAGUUUUGUCCACAUCAAUGAUCACUUUAGGAUAUUUGAUGCAGGAUUUUUCCCAGAGAAGGUGUAAUCCAUGCUUUUAGGACAAAAGAGAAGUCUUCAAUUUCAUAGUAAUAAUUUUUCUCCAUGUGACUUUUAGUGAAGUUACUACUCCUCACUGGCACAUUUUUAGUUUCACUGUAUGCUUUAUAAGACUACGACACAUUGCUGCUUCCAGCUGAAAAUUCAGAAGGUUGACUGCAAUGUGCUUCCUAAAAUGAAGGGUGUUAUAAUUUUACACUGAAUGAAAAAUAAAUGACAUGGCUACAAGUUUUACAUAUUUUGUUGUAGCAUAAGGUGUAUCCCUACCCUGGCUAAGUUUUCAGAUGAACUAAUAGCACCUGGGAUCAAGAUACAUCAAAAUAUAUAGUAAUUUAUUUGCAGGUAUUUAAAACUUGUCUGAAGUCAUGUUAUCUGCUGGGGUAAUCCUAACCAUCCAUCACACUUCAUUCUUCUUCAUAAGCUUUUUGUUCUCCUGGGAUUUUUCUCCCAAGCUGCAGUUAGAAUUCAAUAGAAGUAAAGAAUGACAGGAGAUCUUAAACAUUGAAGAUAAAAUUAUGGACAUCUUUCAGCAAAGCUGAAAUCUUUCCUAUUCUGUCCUGGCACUGUUAACUAGAGCUGGAUUAAUCCCAUGAACCUAGAAAUAAAUCAAUUGUUCUUGGUGAUGAAGAGAUCCAACUUAAUUUGGUUUGAAUCAUCUGAAGUAAAAAAAAAACAAGAACAACAUUUCUUUCAUCUUGUUCAUGAAAAUAGUCAAGAUUUUGAGUCAGCUGAUUUUGUGAUCCAUGAACCUGUUUGUGCUUAUUGUGGAAGACAAUAAUAUUCUCUUCUGAAAGAAAACCUAUAUAAGAAUUUUUGAAGGUGCUUUCUGGAAGUAGGCUAAAAUAGAAAGUUGAAGGGUUAGUGCUUUUUCCUCUUCAAGAAUAAAACUUAGUACAAGAAAAGUUUUAUGCUUAUCCUGAAAACCAGGGAAUACCAGGCUGAGGUAUGGCAUCUAUUUAAUAGCAGCAAGCAGCAGUGUACUACACUAGUUCAGAACAAAACUGUUGACACUUUUCAUUAUGUUCCACUCUUCACAGGCUUCCUUGGUUUAUGUUCUUUUUCUGCCCCUUGGUAUCUUUACUCUCAUUCUUCCAUGAUUAUUAAUCUUCAGCAGAGGCUGCUUGGAGUUGGAUUACAGUCUCUUUAUAGGGCUUUACAGCUAUUGAAGUUCAAUCAAGUAUGCUCCCUUCUUCUUUCCUUCCUCCUAAGAAGAUGAAUCAGGAUGAGGAGCUCUUUGGUUGUCUUAGCUAAACAACUGACAUCCAUGGAGAAUGGAAAGGUGAACAGGAACAUGCAGUUGCCAGAAAUGUCAUUACACAUAUUUUAUCCAAGAAGGAGAAACUCCAAGGUUUUCUUUGCUACCUGCCACUGAUAAAUAGUGACUGAUCCAUUGAAAUGAACAGUUUAAAUGUCAAACAGCAUGCUGUAAUUGUAUUAGUCAUUGCAGCCAGUGUUUCAAUUGAUGUACACUUUCCAGUCCAUCCUAUUGAGAGACAGAGAUUGCUUCUUUCAUCCAAAAAAGAAGGAAAAAAAAUAGUAGGCCAUUCCAUGAUGGUUGGUAUUAUAUUGCUUUCAAAUUUGGGGGUUUGUUUUGUUGUGGGUGUUCUAUAACAGAAGCAGUGUACCUUACCUAGCCAUUCCAUGGGUGAGAAGAUCCAGGGAGAAACUCUAAGAGUGAUUACACUGGUGUUGUCAAUUUUGCUUAAAAAACCUACUGAACUCUUGAAGAGUUUUGCCUUUACCUGGAACUGUAAAGACUGAAAUCUGCAUAAGCAGCAGCUUCCUCCAGUUUAACAGAUUUGUGGGCCUGCAUGUCUUCUUCCACAGUGCAAGAUCCAGUUCCUUAAUGCAAGUGCCCUGUUCCGAAAACACUGUUUGGUUUUGGGGUUUGUGGCCUAUUCUGAGCUACUGCCAAAAAGCCCGAUUAUGAAAUAUUUAUUAUGGCAAAGCCUAUUUUAACUUGCUGCCCAGAGGACUGGCUGGUGAUAGUGGAGGAUUUAAACCCUGGUGGGCAAUCCAUUGUCUACCCAUUUUCCAACAGAUAUAUGCACUGUCUGAAUAGUGAAGUUUUUGCAGAACUUUUGCCUGUGUUGAAAAAUGCUAAUCUUGAAGUGACCACAUUUGGUAUAUUGAUUUAGUGGCUUAAUUCAGAUACACAGGGGUACUGAUCUGUUAAGACUCUUUCUAAAACCUGCUGAUUUUGAGCAAAUGUGGGUAGCAGAGCAUUGUGAAAUGUGUCAGGAAGUGCCUUGGGGAUCACUGGAUCAAGGAUGUUUGGUGUCCACAGAAGCAGCACUAGAGUGGCAACUGUACUAGGAUGGUUCAAUGUCUUUGUAGUCAUGUAACUUAACUGCAAAGUGUUUCAUCGUGAUUUUAUAGAAAGUGCAAGGAAAGAUACACCAUUAAAGACAGAACCCCACUAAACAUUUAUGGGGCAGGUGACUUAGAGUUGAGGAAAUGAGUUAAACAGUCAUAUAAUCUACAAACUGACCAGAAUAUAGCUUUUGCUAAAUUGUAGGAAAUUAUCAGUGCAAAGGCAGGGUAAGCACAGACUACAGUAAAAAAUGACAAUCAAUUUUCAAUGCCAUGAAUAUUUUUGAGAGAUUGAGCUCUAAAAUGUAUUUUUAUUGAGUUUCUAGAUUGUAAUGAAUGUGUCUACAGAAUUUUAUGCAAAGCUUGAGAGUUCAGCUGUUUUAAAAUGAUUUUUUUAUAUAGCAGUGAUUAUUUUAUCUAUAUAUUUAAUAGAACUGUAAAACCAUUUUAAGAGUACCUGUAAAAUUCUAUGUAUGUGAUACAAUUAUUUAUUAAUUAUGACUCGUGGGAAUGAACAUUGAGCUAUGCAUUGGUUGUGUCAUCCAUUUGAAAACUGGAAACUGCAAACAGGAGAAGAGCUUUUAAUGAACAGCAGAUCUGAGAAGCAGGGAAAAUGAUUGAAUACAUUUGUGUGAUUCUUAAAGCUGCAUAGCUAUAUGUCAUUUUGUGAUGUUAAACUUUCAGCUGAAGUUGCAAAAUAUACUGAGUGAUUGAGCUACUUUCUUCCAUUAAAACUUCCUGAGGCUGAAACUUCUACAUGUUGAUAUUUGGCGUCUAAACACACUUAAAUCCCGUCCAUUUUCUGGACACUCUCAGUUUACUCCUGUUCAGUAUGACUGUAACUUCUUUAUUCACAUAGUGCUCCACUGAGUUUACAAGGGUACCAUGCCAUACCCAGUGGGGGGUUUUAGGGUUCUCUGCAUUAAUCCUCAGAGAAUCCGGGCUUUAGGAGAUUCAUUUGGCCAGUGUAUGUGGUAUCACAUUCACCCAUCUAACACAAUAAUUAUAAUAGUGCAUUAUCACUUAUGCUAGCUUUAAAUACUUGGGAGUCCCUUCUUGCCAAGCACAAAUGUGAAUGCAUCUAGUGAUGUGUUCAGUUCCUCUACUUCUGUGGAAGUCAGUGCAACACAUCUGUGUGCUAAGCACACACUACAAGAUCCGGCCCUGAGGGCACUUAAAUCAACAUCAGCCACAUAGGCCAGCAAGUUGCUGAAGCCUAUGCAAUGCCCAUGCAAAUCCAAUGUACACCAACCAUACACCACUCACUUCAGUUACCUCCAUUUGGCACAGAGCAUUUGUUUGCCUAAAUUCUGCAUAAUCAACCCUCCAAAGAGAAGAAGGUGACUUCUAUCUACUUCCAUCUUUAAUUAAGAGAACAGCAGCAAGGAACAAAUAACUGGAAAACAAGGGUGAGGUUUCAGGCUGGGGUAUGGCCAUGUAAGUUCCCAAACUGCUACAGUUGAAAGCUCAUACCCUGGCAAUAGGUUACCUGCUAUUUCCAUUGGGCUUAUAGGUAACAGAUCUGAACGGAUCUAAAUGCUUUGUAUUUCUGCACUGUGCAAAUUUUUGUCAGGUAAAUCACUUCCUCUAGGACACUAAUUUAACACUAAUUUACAGCUGCCCCACUUACUAUUGUUCACGUUCCAGGUUUGUACAUAAACAGGACACACAGUAUGGCUUGUCCUCACCCAUAGCAGCCCGAGACCAUGAAGCCAUUUGUGCAGGAGGAUGGGAUACAUGCACAUUAAAUGAUACGGAAAAGUCAUGUUCUCUGUGGAGUAGCUCGCUUGCUCUGUCCAUCACUUCACACAACUCCAGAGCUCACAAAGGGUGAAAAAUUAAUCCUUAUUUUUUCAAGUGCCAUAGUCAUUUCAGGGUUAUCUUAAUUGGGGAACAUCAAAAUAUUUCUUUCCUCCACUAAAUGUAAGACAUGGAAAACCUCUUUUCACCUCAGUGGCACUUUUGACAAUUCCUUUACAAGCAGCUGCUACUGCUGAUACUGGAAAAUGAGACCCAUGUUAUUUUCUCCCCAUAGUGGGAGAAAAUGUCUAAGUUUAUGUUUCUGGAACAUAAAAUUUGCCCCUGAGUGAUUAAUAUUUUUUUUCUUCAUGGAAAGGUUAGAAGGACCAAUAGAAAUGUUUUUACCUUAGUAAGAAAUACUAAAACCUACCAUUCCAAGAAAGGUUAGUUCCUGGUCAUUGCUGCUGUGUUAAGGUCAGGUAAUAGCUUAUUCCCCAAAUAGUUUCAUUACUUUUACUGGACCUUCCUGGAAUCUCUUUGAUUCACAGAAUAGAUGUGCUGUGUCCAAGGACCAGUUUGUACAGGGGGGUCCCUGGACCAUGGCCGUUAUUAAAACAAACAGAAAAUCACUCGUUUAUUUCAAAAUGACCGGUCUGAUGUGAAUCAAGUAACUUUAAUGUAAAUGCUGCUGAGAGAAACAUUGCAGUCACAUUGUAAUGCCAAAUAAGUUACAUAAGUCAAAUAUUUUUACUGUAAUGAAAAAUUCAACUUGUACUUUUGUCUUGAACAAAACAUUUUAGUAGGCAUACCACCUUAUGCUAUUGUAUACUGCUGUGUAAAAAGCUGAAUAAACUGUUUUACCUUUCUUGUUAAAGUUCUCUAGCUUAAAAUGUAAAGUGCUAGAUGGCUAAAGAGUUAAUGAGGGACUUCAUCUUAAAUAAAUAAUUUUUAAGUAAGGAAUGUAAUAGUUAAAAUACAUGUUUCUUUUUGGCAAGUGGUGAGGAAUUAUGUUUUUUUUAAAUGAGAACAAAUGCUGGGAGGAUUUGAGUGGUGUCCAGGUAUACUGAAGGAAAGGCAUUUUCACGUACUUUCAAAUACGCUGCUUCUGAACACUUUCAGUCUGGGCUUGUAUUGGAUGUUUGCACUAGUUGAUCAAAGCUACUUUUUGUGAGAAAGAACUAAAUUCUUCUGUAUAGCUGGUAAACAAAAUGUUUUUAGAAACUGUUAUGCUGUGAUAAGAAUAGUAUUUACUAGUGAAUAAUUCCGAUUUAUAUUACAGAAUCUCCAAUUUUGAAAUAAAUGGACAGGCUUCCUGUAUCUAAUCUGUUA
Prinia subflava (tawny-flanked prinia) is the source of this 9612-nucleotide messenger RNA. RefSeq names its product calmin (gene CLMN). Gene Ontology annotation, biological process: nuclear migration. Gene Ontology annotation, molecular function: actin filament binding. The transcript has 13 exons. Lineage: Eukaryota; Metazoa; Chordata; Aves; Passeriformes; Cisticolidae. The coding region runs from base 137 to 3109 and encodes 990 amino acids. The record is from RefSeq and is a predicted model, not a curated record. Gene Ontology annotation, cellular component: cytoplasm; meiotic nuclear membrane microtubule tethering complex; nuclear outer membrane.